Acanthisitta chloris (rifleman) is the source of this 963-nucleotide messenger RNA. RefSeq names its product cerebellin 4 precursor (gene CBLN4). Gene Ontology annotation, molecular function: protein binding. The annotation marks the transcript as partial. The record is from RefSeq and is a predicted model, not a curated record. The transcript is spliced from 3 exons. Lineage: Eukaryota; Metazoa; Chordata; Aves; Passeriformes; Acanthisittidae.
CUGGGCAGCGACUCCGCUUGGGCGCAGAACGACACGGAGCCCAUCGUCCUGGAGGGCAAGUGCCUGGUGGUUUGCGACUCCAACCCGGCUACCGACACCAAGGGCUCGUCCUCCUCCCCUCUGGGUAUCUCCGUGCGAGCAGCCAACUCCAAGGUUGCCUUCUCGGCCGUGCGAAGCACCAACCACGAGCCCUCCGAGAUGAGCAACAAGACGCGCAUCAUCUACUUCGACCAGAUCCUAGUAAACGUGGGCAAUUUUUUCACGUUGGAGUCUGUCUUUGUAGCACCAAGAAAAGGAAUUUACAGUUUCAAUUUUCACGUAAUUAAAGUCUAUCAGAGCCAAACCAUUCAGGUCAAUCUGAUGCUGAAUGGAAAGCCAGUGAUCUCUGCUUUUGCUGGGGACAAGGAUGUCACACGUGAAGCUGCCACUAAUGGAGUCCUGCUCUACCUGGACAAGGAGGAUAAGGUUUACCUGAAGCUGGAGAAAGGUAAUCUGGUCGGUGGCUGGCAGUACUCUACAUUUUCUGGCUUUCUGGUCUUUCCCCUGUAAAGUCAAUUUUCCUGUGACAUUCAUCCAGGUGUGGACUCAUCAUUCUUACAUGAAGAUCAUUUUAGCCUCAUGGGAUUGAUGUUUCUUUCUUGGUUUUUCAUGGGUGGCUAUGGAUUUUCUCUAUGGAUUUUGGCCCCGUCUGAACUACUCAGAAGUUUCACAGAUUUUUUGUCUGUUUCAAUACAUUUGGACUGAGACUAAAGCAGACAAUAAGUAUCUGUGCUUAACCUUACAUUCUAAAGCUGCCUGCAAGAUUUAUUCCAAUUGCAUCUUCUGGACUUACUGGAUUCAUGGCAGAAGUGGAUUUUCUUGCAUUAUGAAAAGACUGGCAACCAGGUCUUUAAUUUAGGAGAGUUUGAGUUGAGACCUCAGUCAAGAGUUUAGUGUGUUGCUGCCAAAGAACUGUAUAUUGAU